CCGGCGAACGUGGUGGCGAAUCCGAGUCCCGGGAACAUAUUCGAUAAGUACCAGUUUGGGAAGGAGUUGGGGAGAGGGGAGUUUGGGGUGACGCACCGUUGUGUUGACAUAAAGAGUGGGGAAGCGUUUGCGUGUAAGAAGAUAUCAAAGUCGAAGCUGAGAACGGAGAUUGAUGUGCAAGAUGUGAGGAGAGAAGUCCAGAUCAUGAGACACUUACCUCAACACCCUAACAUUGUUUCUUUCAGAGAAGCUUAUGAAGAUAAAGAUGCGGUUUAUCUUGUUAUGGAGCUUUGUGAAGGUGGCGAACUCUUUGAUAGGAUCGUUGCUAAAGGACAUUACACCGAGCGUGCUGCUGCUAAUGUUACCAAAACCAUACUUGAUGUCUGCAAGGUGUGCCAUGAGCACGGAGUAAUACAUAGGGACUUAAAACCUGAAAAUUUCUUAUUUGCAGAUGCAAAUGAGUCUGCUCCAUUGAAGACAAUUGAUUUUGGCCUUUCCACCUUCCAUGUACCUGGUGAAAGAUUCAGUGAAAUUGUUGGAAGUCCCUAUUACAUGGCUCCUGAGGUUUUGAGGCGUAACUAUGGACCAGAAAUAGAUGUGUGGAGCACAGGUGUAAUCCUUUAUAUUUUACUUUGUGGAGUUCCACCCUUUUGGGCAGAAAGUGAGGAAGGAAUUGCGCAGGCAAUCAUCCGAGGUAAGUUGGAUUUCACUCGAGAUCCUUGGCCUAAAGUUUCAGAGGAAGCAAAACACUUGGUUAAGCGUAUGCUUGAUCCAAAUCCAUACACUCGGAUAACAGGUCAAGAAGUCCUUGAACAUUCCUGGAUACAAAAUAAGGAUCAUGGUCGAACUAUUUCUCUUGGAGACCAAGUGAGAAUGAGGAUCAAGCAAUUCUCCCUGAUGAACAGAUUCAAAAAGAAGGUUCUUAGAGUGGUAGCCGAUAACCUGCCAGAUGAGCAAGUUGAUGGGUUUAAGCAAAUGUUCCAAACUAUGGACAAGGACAAAAAUGGAAACUUGUCAUUUGAAGAGCUCAAAGAUGGGCUUUCAAUGAUUGGACACGUCAUUCCUGAUCAUGAUGUCCAAAUGUUAAUGGAUGCUGCAGAUAUUGAUGGAAACGGCACCCUCAGUUGUGAAGAGUUCAUAACAAUGAGUGUUCAUCUGAGAAGAAUUGAAAGUGAUGAGCAUCUGUCUGAAGCAUUCCGUUACUUUGACAAGAAUCAAAGCGGAUAUGUUGAGUUUGAGGAGUUGAAAGAAGCCUUGUCAGAUGAUGAGUCAGAAGCCAGUGAUGACCAGGUGAUCAAAGACAUUCUAAAUGAUGUUGACUUGGAUAAGGAUGGACGAAUCAGUUUUGAGGAGUUUAAGGCAAUGAUGAAGACAGGAGGAGAUUGGAAAAUGGCUUCUCGCCAGUAUUCAAGGGCAUUGCUAAGUGCAUUAAGCUUCAAGAUGUUUAAAGACACAUCUAACAAAUCUGUGAAGUGUAACUAA
This is a messenger RNA of Abrus precatorius (Indian licorice), 1482 nucleotides long. RefSeq names its product calcium-dependent protein kinase 24. The coding region runs from base 205 to 1482 and encodes 425 amino acids. The record is from RefSeq and is a predicted model, not a curated record. Gene Ontology annotation, molecular function: calmodulin binding; ATP binding; calcium-dependent protein serine/threonine kinase activity. Gene Ontology annotation, biological process: peptidyl-serine phosphorylation; intracellular signal transduction; protein autophosphorylation. Gene Ontology annotation, cellular component: cytoplasm; nucleus. The transcript has 8 exons. NCBI's taxonomy places the organism in Eukaryota, Viridiplantae, Streptophyta, Magnoliopsida, Fabales, Fabaceae.